Alternaria arborescens is the source of this 1164-nucleotide messenger RNA. RefSeq lists its product as hypothetical. Gene Ontology annotation, molecular function: protein binding. The transcript has a single exon. The record is from RefSeq and is a predicted model, not a curated record. Gene Ontology annotation, cellular component: nucleus. The coding region runs from base 1 to 1164 and encodes 387 amino acids. NCBI's taxonomy places the organism in Eukaryota, Fungi, Ascomycota, Dothideomycetes, Pleosporales, Pleosporaceae.
AUGGACGCCCCCGAAAGCGACUCGUCUGUUCCUGUAGCCAGUGACUCGGUCUUCAGUGUCUCACGCCCUUCAUCAGCCUCUUCGAUACAUCCGCCCGAUACACCCAAGGAUCUGCCAGCGGGCGCGCCGAUCUCCUCUCUCUUCCAAGUCCGACACACACCGACCGCCGGCCGCGCCGUUUUCGCUAGUCAAGACAUCCCAGAGGGCACACUCGUGUGGCGCUCAGAAGAUCUGACCCUCAACGUCCUCCUCCGCGAAUAUCGACGCGAAGUAUGUGGACAGUGUUUUGGAUACGAGUACGGGCGGGAUCUGGAUAUACGAGACAAGACGGUGGGGUUCGCAUUCUGCUCGAAGGCAUGCCAGGACAAAUGGCGAGAAGAGAACGGCGAGAUUGGUGUUCAAGCGUGGACGGCCGUCGAGGCUUUAGUAAGAAAGCGGAGCAAGGAGGAUAGCGACAUGGUGGAUGCCGACCUACCACGACCAAAGGUCAAGGAGAUCCAGCAGGCGUGGGAGAAUGUUGCUGCGCAGGCAGCGCUGAUACGGGCCGCACGGGUAAGCGAACAAGCUAUACCGGACAAGGAGGAUGUGGCUCCAAUCACAAAGCAGCACAAGAAGGCUUUGUCAAAAGCACUACAAGCUAACAUUACACCUGAUGUGAUGAGCUUUUGUGUGAGUGGCCUGGUAUGGCGAUACCUUCAUCCCGAGCAAUGGGAACGCCUGGAGGCACUCGCAGACGACAAGACUCCUUACCACAGCUCCGACGAUCUCGGCGCGUUUAUAAGAACCUACUUACACCUGCUUGCGAUCCUUCCCCUACCGCUCCUACCACUUGUAACGGCAGAGACGCUAAUCACGCUCUCGUCCCGCGACUCGCACAACUCCUUCGGUAUUCGCUCCCUGGAAGAUGACGGCUCAGAGUUCUUCGGAUACGGUUGCUGGCCCGCGGCAAGCUACUUCAACCAUUCGUGCGGGCCGAACAUUGAGAAGAAUAGGAAUGGCAAGACGUGGUAUUUCAAAGCUGGGAGAAACAUCGGGAAAGGAGAGGAACUGUGCAUUACAUAUCUUAGCGGGGAGGAGAGGAAGCUGAGUCGUGGUAAGAGACUGUUGAGGUUAAAGAAGACGUGGGGGUUUGACUGUGCGUGUGAAAGGUGUGAAGCACUAUAG